CUGCUGAAAGGAGGUGGUGAAGGAGGAGCCCGAGCAGCUGCUGCCAACCCGCAGGCACCCGAGUCCUGCCCGCUGCCGCAGGAGUAGCCAGCCAGGCACGAUCGGGCCAGACGUCUCCUCCUCCAUGAUCACUUUGGGAGCCGGGGGAAGACUUUGCCCGGCUGUACGAGCGGGUCUGCAUUUCCCAGGCGCAGCAGCGGCGGAGCAGCAGCGGCGGACUCGGGCUCCGAGCGCCCACAACCCGGGGCGUGUGCGCCCCGCGCGGAGCGGGCUCGGGCUCCCCGCGGAAUGUUCCCGGGGCGCCCGGCGCGCUGAGCCCCCCAGCCGCCUCUGCCUUGGGCGCCUGCACCCUUUCUCCCGCCAGCUCAGCUUUUGGGACUGAUAGCACCCCAGCUCGCUCCUAGGCGGUGGGGAAGCCCCCGGGGGGUGGGUGGGUGACCUCAGCUGGCCACAACCCAGCCCUCCCCCCGUGCAUAUCUCGCUUAAGAUGGCAGCGGAGUCAGGGGAACUAAUCGGGGCUUGUGAGUUCAUGAAAGAUCGGUUAUAUUUUGCUACUUUGAGGAAUAGACCAAAAAGCACAGUAAAUACCCACUAUUUCUCCAUCGAUGAGGAGCUGGUCUAUGAAAAUUUCUAUGCAGAUUUUGGACCUCUGAACUUGGCAAUGGUGUAUAGGUACUGCUGUAAACUGAACAAGAAGCUAAAGUCUUACAGUUUAUCAAGAAAGAAAAUAGUGCACUAUACCUGUUUUGACCAACGGAAACGAGCAAACGCAGCAUUUUUGAUAGGCGCUUAUGCUGUAAUCUAUUUAAAGAAGACUCCAGAAGAAGCCUACAGGCUACUCCUCUCUGGCUCAAAUCCCCCCUACCUUCCGUUCAGGGAUGCUUCCUUUGGAUAUUGCACUUACAAUCUCACCAUCCUCGACUGCUUGCAGGGAAUCAGAAAGGGAUUACAACAUGGAUUUUUUGACUUUGAGACAUUUGAUGUGGAUGAAUAUGAACAUUAUGAGCGAGUUGAAAAUGGUGACUUCAACUGGAUUGUUCCAGGAAAAUUUUUAGCAUUUAGUGGACCACAUCCAAAAAGCAAAAUUGAAAAUGGUUACCCCCUUCAUGCCCCGGAAGCCUACUUUCCUUAUUUCAAAAAGCAUAACGUGACUGCAAUCGUGAGGCUGAAUAAAAAGAUUUAUGAGGCAAAGCGCUUCACAGAUGCUGGCUUUGAGCACUACGACCUGUUCUUCAUAGACGGCAGCACACCCAGUGAUAACAUCGUGCGGCGCUUCCUGAACAUCUGCGAGAACACGGAUGGUGCCAUCGCCGUGCACUGCAAAGCUGGUCUUGGAAGAACAGGAACAUUGAUAGCCUGUUACGUAAUGAAACACUACAGAUUUACACAUGCUGAAAUCAUUGCUUGGAUCAGAAUAUGCCGGCCAGGCUCCAUUAUAGGACCCCAACAGCACUUCCUGGAAGAAAAGCAAGCAUCAUUGUGGGUUCAAGGAGAUAUUUUUCGAUCCAAAAUGAAAAAUAGACCAUCCAGUGAAGGAAGUAUUAAUAAAAUUCUUUCUAGCUUGGAUGAAAUGACUAUUGGUGCAAACUUAUCUAAGAUACAAAACGUGGAGAGAUUUGGAGAGAAUAAUUUAGAUGAAGAUGAAGAUGUGGAGAUGAAGAAUGGUAUAACCCAGGGAGAUAAACUACGUGCCUUAAAAAGUCAGAGACAGCCACGCUCUUCGCCAUCCUGUGCAUUUCGGUUGGAUGACAUAAAAGGGCAACCAAGAUCAGUGUCACAGCCUUUCAGAUUGAGCUCUUCCCCACAAGGAUCUUCAUCUUUGAAGACCUCGAAGGGGGCUUUGUCUCCUUCAGCAACGGCCAAGAGGAUAAACAGAGGUUCUUUGUCUUCAGGAACCGGCGUGAGGAGCUUUUCCAUCAACUCUCGGCUAGCCAGUUCCCUUGGGAAUCUGAAUUCUGUCACAGAUGAUCCAGAGAACAAAAAGAUCUCACCAUCCUCUAAGCCAGGUUUCACAGCCAGCCCGUUCACUAGCCUCAUGAAUGGCAGCACCCAGCCGGCUGCCAGAAAUUACCCUGAGCUCAACAACAACAACCAGUACAACAGAAGCAGCAGCAGCAGCACGGGGAGUAACCUGAACACCCACCCUGGUCCCCACAGCGCCAAGACAGAGGAACAUGUCACCCCCCUCCGACCCUCCUACACCGGGCUUUCUACUUCUUCAGCAAGAUUCCUGAGCCGCUCCAUCCCCGUAAGUUCGCAGACACCACCUCUUGAUCCUCAGAACCCUGAAUGCAACUUUUGUGCCUUGCCUUCUCAGCCAAGGCUGCCAUCAAAGAAAUUUAAUAGCGCCAAGGAAGCCUUCUGACCAAUGCCUUCUCUCUGCGUUGUGUGACACUGUCUUAGCACCUACAGUCUGCUGGCUCCUUUUCAAGUAAAUGCCUAGU
This is a messenger RNA of Elephantulus edwardii (Cape elephant shrew), 2444 nucleotides long. RefSeq names its product cell division cycle 14A (gene CDC14A). Gene Ontology annotation, biological process: positive regulation of cytokinesis; regulation of exit from mitosis; microtubule cytoskeleton organization. The coding region runs from base 488 to 2365 and encodes 625 amino acids. Gene Ontology annotation, molecular function: protein tyrosine/serine/threonine phosphatase activity; protein serine/threonine phosphatase activity. Gene Ontology annotation, cellular component: spindle pole; nucleolus; mitotic spindle. The transcript is spliced from 15 exons. The record is from RefSeq and is a predicted model, not a curated record. Lineage: Eukaryota; Metazoa; Chordata; Mammalia; Macroscelidea; Macroscelididae.